This is a messenger RNA of Odobenus rosmarus divergens (Pacific walrus), 1074 nucleotides long. RefSeq names its product transmembrane protein 177 (gene TMEM177). The record is from RefSeq and is a predicted model, not a curated record. Bases 1 to 936 code for a protein of 311 amino acids. The transcript has a single exon. NCBI's taxonomy places the organism in Eukaryota, Metazoa, Chordata, Mammalia, Carnivora, Odobenidae.
AUGGCCGGUCCCCUGUGGCGGGCCGCAGCAUUUGUGCAGAGACAUAGGACUGGCCUGUUGGUGGGUUCCUGUGCAGGCCUGUUCGGGGCCCACAUCUCAUACCACCUCGUCCCAGAUCCCGUGAUGCAAUGGCUGUACCAGUACUGGCCUCAGGGUCAGCCAGCCCCACUCUCCCCAGAGCUGCAGGGGCUCUUCCAAGAGGUGCUGCAGGACAUCGGUGUCCCCUCCGGCCACAGCUACAAGGCUUUCACCACGUUCACCUUCCAGCCCGUGAGUGCUGGCUUCCCGCGACUCCCUGCGGGGGCCGUAGUAGGCAUCCCAGCCACCUUCCUGGGUGGCAUGUUGAUCAACACUGAUCACCCAGUGGUUGUACACGGGCACAGAGUGAACUGGCAGAGCCCAGCAGGCGCCCGGCUGAGAGAUUCCCUGACCCUGUCCCAUGACGCCCAGAAGUUUGCCUUGGCCAAGGAAGUGGUGUACGUGGAGAGCGGUGCAGCUGCCCUCCAAGCCCUGCCGGCCCCAGCCUGCCUAGCGGGAACCUGGGCCCUGGGUGUGGGUGCCAAGCAUGCCCUGGGGCUCUACGGAGGCCCCAUGAAUUUACGGGCUGCCUUCAACCUGCUGGCGGCCGUGGCGGGCUUUGUGGCCUACGCCUUGUCGGCGGACUCGCUCACUCAUGCCCUGGAAGCCUGGCUGGACCGCCGCACAGCUGCCCUAUCUGCAGCCUAUGCCCGGGGCGGGGUGGAGUUCUAUGAGAAGAUUUUGUCGGGCAACGUAGCCCUGCGCAGUCUCUUGGGCGGUCCUGGAGAGAAGCUGUAUACGCCCAGCGGGAACAUCGUCCCCAGACACUGGUUCCGCAUCAAACAUCUGCCCUACACGACCCGCUGGGACUGUGUGCUGCAGGUGUGGAGGGCAGCACUCAACCCGCGCCGCUCCUGAGAGACUCCUCGCAAGGACAGAGGCGCCUCACGCAGGCGCUACUCUGCCGUUGACUCGGGGCUCUCGGUGCCUCUGGACCCACAGCCCAGUGUCAGAUGAAUCAGAGACUCUGGAAUGAAACGGCCUAGCAUCUACCCC